Molecule: messenger RNA, 984 nt
Organism: Perca flavescens (yellow perch)
Lineage: Eukaryota; Metazoa; Chordata; Actinopteri; Perciformes; Percidae
Product: trace amine-associated receptor 4-like
Exons: 2
Coding region: 1-984 (327 amino acids)
Biological process (GO): G protein-coupled receptor signaling pathway
Cellular component (GO): membrane
Molecular function (GO): trace-amine receptor activity
Source: RefSeq, a predicted model, not a curated record
AUGGAGAUCCUGGAAGAAGUUGAACUCUGCUUCCCACAACUCCUCAAUUCCUCCUGCAAGAAGCCAAUGCGUACUCACUUUGAGUUCAUACUGUCUUACAUCACACUGUCCUCUAUCACUGUGCUCACCACAACUCUCAACCUGCUGGUCAUCAUCUCAAUUGCCCACUUCAAGCAGCUCCACAGCCCCACCAACCUCCUCCUCCUCUCUCUGGCUGUCUCAGAUUUCUUCGUGGGCCUCCUCAUGUUCUUUCAAAUUAUACUCAUAGACGGCUGCUGGUUCCUCGGUGACCUCAUGUGUACUCUGUAUUAUGUUUUAGACUAUAUCAUUAGUUCUGCCUCAGUAGGAACCAUGGUGCUCAUAUCUGUUGACCGCUAUGUGGCUAUUUGUGAUCCUCUGCAUUACUCCACUAAAGUCACAGAAAAAAGAGUUCAAGUCUGUGUUUGUCUGUGUUGGAUAUGUUCUGUAAUUUUUCAAAUUCUGGUGCUAAGUGAUAACUUGACACAACCAGGCAAGUAUAUUUCCUGCUCUGGAGAGUGUGUGGUUGUCAGUAGCUACAUUGCAGGAUUUGUUGAUCUGGUUGUGUCCUUUAUUAUUCCUGUCACUGUCAUCAUAGUUCUGUAUAUGAAAGUGUUUGUGGUGGCUGUGUCUCAGGCUCGUGCCAUGCAGUCUCAUGUUGCAGCAGUCACACUUCAGCGUCCAGUGAAAGUAACUGCUAAGAAAUCUGAAAUGAAAGCAGCCAGGACUCUUGGAGUUGUUGUAGUUGUGUUUCUAAUAUGUCUCUGCCCAUAUUUCUGUGUUGCUCUUACAGAUACCUUGCUCAAUCCUUCAUCUGAUGCCUUUGUAAUGUGUCUGUAUUAUUUUAACUCCUGUUUAAACCCUCUGAUUUAUGCCUUUUUUUACCCCUGGUUCAGAAAAUGUCUUAAACUCGUUGUAACGCUUCAGAUACUGCAGCCUGGCUCCAGUGAGACUAACAUACUGUAG